UAUCCUAGAAACUAGCACCAAUAGACUUAAUAAGAGAAAAAUACUUAAAAAUACGAGUCAAGUAGCCAUAGACCACUGUUAAACUAGAGAGGCGGAAGAAUCAUUUAUUCCAGUCGGUCGCGGGGGAUUUCUGGGAAGCGGGAGGACCGGCGGUUGCUGUUCUGCGCAGUGCGCUCUGGGACGCUGGAGGACCGAGGAGUUAUAUUUAUCGGCAGAAAAAUGGACGUGUUUUUGAUGAUUCGUCGUGACAAGACGACCAUUUUCACCGAUGCGAAGGAGUCCACGACGGUGUACGAGCUGAAACGCAUCGUCGAGGGGAUCCUGAAGAGAGCGCCCGAGGACCAGCGGCUCUACAAGGAUGACCAGUUGCUUGAUGACAGUAAGACUCUGGGCGACUGCGGCUUCACCAGCCAGACCGCCAGACCACAAGCUCCGGCCACCGUGGGCCUGGCCUUCAGAAUCAACGACGAUGCGUUUGAGCCGCUCCGAGUGGAUUCGUUCUCCAGCCCCCCGGAGCUCCCAGACGUCAUGAAGCCGCAGGAUUCUGGGAGCAGCGCAAAUGAUCAGGCCGUGCAGUGAAGGAGGAGGAAGAAAACGAGGGAACGAGAGAGAGAGAGAGAGAGAGAGUGUGUGUGUGUGGGCAACACACAUCUUCAGACCCACCUACCUACCAUCCCUCCCUCCCUCCUCACACACACACACACUCUCGUAUAUAGCAGUGCACUGAUACUAGCUAUCGGUCUAUAGCAAGUUUUUACAACUGUGGUGUGUUAAGGAAUUUUUCGUUUUUUUUUUUGUUGGUAUAUAUAUUUUUUUGUACAUUUUUUUUUUUUUUUUGGCUUU
Molecule: messenger RNA, 843 nt
Organism: Acipenser ruthenus (sterlet)
Lineage: Eukaryota; Metazoa; Chordata; Actinopteri; Acipenseriformes; Acipenseridae
Gene: elob
Product: elongin B
Exons: 4
Coding region: 220-579 (119 amino acids)
Biological process (GO): transcription elongation by RNA polymerase II
Cellular component (GO): VCB complex; elongin complex
Molecular function (GO): protein binding
Source: RefSeq, a predicted model, not a curated record